Messenger RNA from Toxoplasma gondii ME49, 23565 nucleotides. Its product is annotated as UBA/TS-N domain-containing protein. Bases 1 to 23565 code for a protein of 7854 amino acids. The record is from RefSeq and is a predicted model, not a curated record. The transcript is spliced from 3 exons. Lineage: Eukaryota; Apicomplexa; Conoidasida; Eucoccidiorida; Sarcocystidae.
AUGGCAUACGUGUCGGGUGACUUCCCUGCAGCGGAACCAGCGCUUGCCCACUCCGCCGACACCGUCCGUGAGUCGAUGGGUCUUCCCUCCCAAAUGACUCAACAAGAGAAAUAUGAUGCGGCGGUUCUUGAAACUGCAAUAAAAUCUUCUUGGGGCAGAGACUACGGUCUUCUUCUGCAGUUUGCGAAAGAUCACGCAGCUCAACGUUCCGGCCUCAACGUAGAACGCCUUGACAAGCAUUUGGUUAGAAGGGCACGAGUUUUUCGAGCUGUUGAUCAGGAGUUCGUUCAGCUCACUGGACUUGCGGUAGGAAGCGAAGAUGCAGCGACUGAGCUUCCGGAGUCUCGUCCGUUUGGACAAACUGGAGGGGGUCUAUGGAGCGACUUGACGAAGGAAUCGCUAAAAUGGUGCUCGGCAAAACUACGGUGGGUGUGCGAUGAACAAGAACCAACAACAUCUCUCGCCUUGGAAGAGCUUGUAGCCCUCAAAUGUGCACUCUUCGCGGAAGCCCAAGGAUCGGCCCUGCGGCAAGCCCAGAGGAGCCACCAAGGGUCCGCUCUGAAAACUUUCUCCUCGACAAGCGUUCCGCAUUCUUCGUCGUCCGGCCCGACCCUGCGAUCCCAGCUGGUGACAACGUGUUUGGCUCCUGACCUGUUUUUCGAUGUUAACAUUGAGACGCUUCUUCGAGCCAUAUUUAGAGAAGAGGAGGGGGACAUCUCAGUUAUGCGCUAUCUCUGUAGCUUAAUUCCCAACAGCAAGUUCACGGUGACAGCUACCUCUGACACGUUGUCAGAGCCGACAGUUUCAAGUGAGUCAAUACUCACUCCUGCCACACCGUCACGUCUACGGCAGCUCUCCCUCUGCAGACAAAACAUUUCUUCUGACCUGAGAAAGCCUUCCACAGCAGCGGGGGCACGUGAUCCAUCGCGUUCCACAAAUGUCACACCAUCAGUGUUUGAGGAAGCAUGGAAUGGGAAAGCAAUGUCGAAACACAUGGAGGCGGAUCGGCCAAGAGAGAAUAUAAGCUCAGGACCUUUAGCUGACACUGAAGGGGCUUGGGAUAAUCGGUCGCCUGCAGAACGCACAGGAGAGAUUCCGCUGAGCAGCUACUACCCUGUAGAGCAGGGCGACCGUAGGAAGGGUGUCUACGAUACGGGGACAACUGAUACGCCUGCCCAGGACAAACCCGCCUUUGAACGAACACCAGGAACUACUGGCGUUUUACGCAAAGAUUCUUGGGGAGAUGAUACAGAAUGGCGUGGGACUCCACCCGCAACUCUUUCACUGCUCUUCCAGAUGGCCGAACAGCACAUCAUACAGAGGCUUACCCGGCGCUAUCCUGAAUUGCUUGAAGAUAUCCAAACGAGUACCAGGGGGGGUCACUUGAAUACGAGGCUUUCCAUACAUAAAUCAAGACAGGAAAAAUCUUUCUCUCGCUCCACGUCACCCCUAAAUGCUCAACCUGACACGAUGGAGACUGCGUCAGAGGCGAGCGAGAAAAAUAGAUCGUCAGGUCGACUAGGGAUGCCAACUGCGACGAGCACUGUCAACGCGCAAGCUGUGGUAGAGUUCAGGUCUAGUACCGUUGCGUCUAGUCAGAGUAUCUGUCAACAAGGGCUCAAGCGAAAAGAUACCAUUUCUGAUCGUCGAAAUCUGCCUUCAGUCGCGCGACAGAGCUCCACGUAUCUCAGGACACACAGCCUAUUCCCCGGGGGUGAAACAUUUACCCCUUCCGUACAAGGCUCUACAUCCCGGACGACAGGGUAUCACCACGGAAAGCGAAGGAAAUUUCACUUCAGCAAAAGCGAAGAUUAUCUGAAUUUCGCAAGUCCGAAAGUAAUCGCAGUACGUGCCCCCAAACUGGAAGGGCCUCGCACAGAACGAAGAACGGGUGUAUCUCCGUUCGUCACGACCCCCUUGGGGUGCACACCAGGAACGAGCCAGGCAGAGUCGCCGCUUUGUCAGCUGAUCGACGACCGUACAGGCGCCGCAGUUUGUCGGGUGCUUCAGUGCGUCGUGAUGCGCGAUCUUAUAGUUGUCCGAGGACGCUGGACAGACUCAACGUCUGUGAUUCCUCCCGCUCUCCUUGUGCUUCCACCGACCAGUGGAGACGGUUUCCCUCAUUGGCCAGCGCAGCCUGUUGUCGUUGAUACGCCCGUGAUUUCCUUCCUUUUCGAUACUUCCAUGCCUUCUACGUCGAGUCCGGAUCUCUGGGGCUACCGAGUUGUUUGUCUCCCUCAAUACUGGACAUUGCCUUCCAGCCUGUUUCACCGGACCGAAACGUUCCGCGAGCAUGUUGGAUCUGAGAAAGAGAGCGACAAAGCUGUCAAAUGCAUCGAACCACUGCAACAAGAUCAACCCAGUCACAGACUUCCACAUGCUCGAAAGACCCCUUCUUCCGAUUUGUUGCCAUCCACCUCACGUUGCACCUCUGCGAAUGCACCCGCUUCCUUGACGCCCUUCCCAGAGGGUGAAGCCGGGGACUCGACCAGUUUCCUUAUUGGACCUGGGCAUGCGCCCUCAACAGGGAACGUAUCCAGUGAAGAUGUGAGCUCGAGGAGCACGCAGAGCGGGGACAGACACGCACUCACAGCAACUGCCUCCUCUGCUGGGUCGUCCUUGCUUCGAGGUUCUCCCUCGGAAACUUCUUUUCUUCACCCUGCAAACGUUCACAGGCACACCUGGAAUCUGCAGCGUGCAUCCAGAAGCUCUUCUCCGUCCUCGAACUCGCUAGCGUUCGAACACGAUGUGAUGUUAACGGAAAUCCGACUCUCGGAGGGAGAGACACUAGCUCGCACCUCUGCUUCAUACGACGAAACCUCGUCGACCCCACUGAAUGCGGGUGUUUCUGACCGCCCGUCCACAGAGUCGGCUUCCUCUGUUCUUCCAGCUUCCUCCCAACCGAAUGACGAGACCACAAAACCUUUUACCGAGGGGGGAAACACAGAGUUUUGCUCCCCGUCAUCUUCGCCGUCUACGGAACAACUCUCCAACGACACACAGCGGCUUGGCCAGCCUCCGCUUCCUCCAAUGCUGGAACUUCUUGUGGCUGCGAGCGCGACGCUUGCGGCCGCCCUCGGGUCGCUUCUCCGCGGCCCCCCUGUCUCCAUCGAUGAGCGCAAACACAUGGAAAUCCUUCAGUCGUGCGUCUUUGCUGGCGGCUUUUUGAGAGAAGACAUUCCCAGAGUGAAGCGGCUGACACCUGAAGCUGACGCGCACGGCGGAGAAUUCACUCGCCCUCUCAUAGCAUCUCUCGUUGCCGAGAAAUGGAGACUGCGACCCAAGCAGGGGCACCAGCGUCUCACAGAUAAAGCACACUCGAAAUCGGAAAUGAAUCGACAACACGGCAGACCCUCAAAUCGACAGGAAGAGGGCAGCGAAAUUGGGAAGCGACUCUGGGGAAACGACGAAAAACUCUGGAACCUGGAUGCAUGCAGAGACCCUAUUGAACAUCACAGACGGCAGGGAACCGCGACAGACCAAAAGGGAAAGAGAGGCGUUGAAGAAGAGAAGGAAGAACGGUCCACGGACAAAGGGAGAGAAGGAGAGCAAAACGUGGAAGAUGAACGAACGCAUAUGAGAGGAAUAGAACAAGUGACAGGAUGCGAGAGUCCGUCGCAACUCUGGGCCCCCAUGCUUCCGUCUGAUGAUGGGCGGGACGCCGAGGCGUGCUACACAUCUUCUUUAGGUAGUCAGUGCUCUUCUCGCUCGAAGACAAGUCCUUUCUGGGAAGAAGAAAGGUCCCCAACAUCUCCUCAAACAUGUGACGGAUACAUGCUGUUUCUGUCUCCUCGAAGCUCUUCUUGCCGUGGCCUUGCGCCUCUAGCGCAUGUAGGGUCGUCGUCCACCCACAGUCCGGCGACACGGACUGCUGAGACUUCUUCAGCCGGAUUUCAAGGCUGGGACAAAACGCGCCGGGGCGCCUUGGCGCUCGAGGGCGGUACGGCCGCUGCAACAGGAGAGGACACCACAGCAAGCAGAAUGCCUUUUCAGAUUCAUGGGGAAACGCGGGAUGCCGACGACAGGAGAGAAGAAAGGAGAGAUGAGGAAGGAAAACGAAAGGGGAACGAAAGCAAAAGCAUUUCGUCGCCGAGACUAAGAAAGACAAGGGAGGAGGAAACGCAACCACUCGAAACAAAGGAAGGAGCCCUUUCGGGGGAGAUCAAAAUAGUGCGGAGACGGCGGCCCUAUGAAGCGGAGGGGGGCGAGAAACAAGCGACAUGUUUCUCUAAAGACCUGCGAAUACCCACUGACAGAGAGGAGGAAGACGAAAUUGCCAAAAACAAACCGCCUGAAGUCGGGGUUCGAUCCGACGAACAAGCAAGUAAACGACAGUGUACCUCACCCUUCGCACCGCUCCCUUCAUCCUCCCAUUCGCCCUCUGGUUGCUCUUCAUCAUGUUCGUCCACGGUUUCAUCUUCCGCUUCUUCCUCCUCUUCUUCCUCCUCGUCUUCCUCCUCUUCUUCCUCCUCUUCUUCAUCUGCACCUUCCACGUCGUCUUCGUCGUCUUCACGUUCUUCCUCCUCACCUUCCUCUCCUUUCUCCUCUUUGUCUUCCUCCUCUUUUUCCUCGUGUUCUUCCUCUUCUUCCUCGUGUUCUUCCUCUUCUUCGUCGUCUUUCUCUUCUGCCUUUUCUUCUCCCUCGUUUUCUUGCACCUCUUCGUCCUCCUCUUCCUCCUCUUCCUUCUGUCCCCUAUCUGCUUGUACGACACACGAGGCUGGCGUUCCUGCCUCCUCGGUGACCCAAGCGCCUGUUGUGUCCGCAGAGUCUCUCGCGGACUCUCCUGCGCUGUCUUCGCCUGCUCUCUGCAGUGUCUGUCUGAGUCCUCUUCCACCUGAAGAAGAGACCCGAGGCAGCUCGGCCCCACCCCACACAAGUGUCUCCGAGACUUUGGGGGCCCUUCGGGCCCAAGGGCCCGAUGCGGUGCUGGCUCUGGUGUGGAGGGGCAAGGGCGUGGGCGCGCGGCUCGUCGAGCUGUUGGACUCUGCUUCCAGGCUUGUCUCUGUCCGUCGUUUCUCUGCUCAGGUAAACAGAGGACGAGAAGGAACGGCAACGCUUCAAGGGAGAACUCGAGCCUCACGAACAUGCCGCGUCAGAGGCACUCCGGCGCUUCUUUCGUCAGCUGCGAUGGAGAAACUGGGCGGCGUCUACAUUUCUCAGGCUGUUCGGGCGUACGCCUGCUGCCUCAUCAAGCACCUCUUCAUGGAAGGCACCGUGCUCAUGGUGUUGGAGAGCCUCGUGGAGAGAUUUCCAAUUCUUUUCUUCGACGAAAUAGACGCAAAAACGACGCACGAAAGAAAAGGCCGUCGACUGGAGAGGGCGAACGGCAGCGCGAGUGGAGGAAUCUGCCUGGUUGGCGCGACGAAAGACAACAUGCAAGAGAGAACGGUCGAACAGGUGCAAGAGGAGAGAGGACAGAAGGACGAGGGAAGAGAGAAAGACGAGGGAAGAGAGAGAGACGCGAGAAGAGAGAGACUAGAGAGAGAGAAGCAAGCUAAAGAAGAUGCAUGCACGUGGCUUCUUGACUGGAGGGAGGCCGAACCGCUUCUGUAUCUGUGGUGCGCGACACGGCUCCUGAGGCACUGGGUGGUGUCUGAGCGACAAAAGAAUGUCUUUCAACUGGAUUUGCGGCGGCGAGAGCGGGAGGAGGCACGAGAGAAGGAAGCGAACUCGACAGGAGAGAAAUCCAAGCAGGCGUCGCCCUCCGACGAGACCUCAGCAUUGCCUAGGAACGGUCAGGAAGGCGAAGCGAUGACUCUCGAGAGGCAGGAAGAAGGUUUUGACUUGGAAGAGCUUCAGGCCCUCAGCACCUACGAGUACUGGGGAGCAGUCCUUCUUUCCAGAGCCUCAAUUCUUCUCCAACUCGUUCCUUUCUCCAAAUGUGACAGAACGCCAAGUUCAACACCCUUGCCUUCAUGUGUCUCUGUACCCGAGAGAGUCUCCUCGCCCGAGCUCAGCGAAGCACGUAGGCGGUGUUCGCGUUCCAUCUCGCCCCCCAGGCCACACAUGCUCUCCACGAACGCUUGUCUCAACGCAGUUGGAGUUGCGAACUCAGGAGCCUUCUGCCCAACUUAUUCUGCUUCUUCUCUUCGUCCUGCACAUGCCUGGCCGCCUACAUUUCCUUCACCUCCCUGGUCAGACAGCUUGUCGCCCUCGCCCCUAUGGAGUCGGUAUGAGACUCAGGUCUUGUCCAGCUCCCUGGCGCUCCUUGUGGCUUCCGACUUCGCCGCGCUUCGGGCGUCUGUGGCGGCGAAAGAGAGAGAGGCGAAAAGGCGGAGAGAGACAAAGAAGGCACGACGAGGCGCGAAGGAGAAACAAUUCGAGCCGAAGAAGACAAACGGAUGGAAGACUCAGUUCAGACUCUGGAAACGCCUCCAAAGAUGGCAGGUCCUGCUCCGCCUCACGAGACUAGAAUUCGAUGAAGACGACGAAGAAUGGAGAGAGGAUCGAGUCGUCCACAGUAUCCUUCAUGGCAUCUCGGCCGUCUUCUUCUUGAGACCUGGACCGCCUUCGCCUUGCUCGAAUCGAAGAAGAGAAUCCGAGAUACCGAAUCCAUUUUCGCAUCAACCGGAAGAACUGCAGUGUGAAGAAACGCUAGGCACGCUGUCCAUGGUAAAAUCCCAGACGAGAUCAGAGGCCUCGCUUUUGAUGUCAUCCUGUAGAGAUCCGAGGGAAGCUCGAAGAAUCCAGGACGCCCCAGGAACUUCAGCCUCACAAAUGCCAAGUGAUUUGGAAGCCCAUCGAUCACCAACCACUCGUCCUGUCUCCGAUUCUGUUGGUGUCUCCGUGGCUGCAUGUGGAGCUUUGGCAGCUACGGCAGCGGCGCGCGCGUCUGGGCCUUGGGGUGUGCUGGCGUCAAAGGCGGCUCAAGCGGGAGGAGCUCGUGAAAUCAGUGGACUGUUUCAGGCUCUGCAAGUUCGGCGGAGACGCGCGGAAGGCCGUGUCCAGACCUUUGACCUCAUUCACUCGAUACUCAAGAAAAUCCACUUUCCCUUGACAAAAGCGUUCGCCCUCAGAGUUCUGCGAUCCAUGGGAGGAGAAGUACCGACCCCUGGGCCCCUCCCAGUGUCCGUCGUGGUGCCGGCAGCGCAUGCGCCCGCUAGUCAAGCCACGGAGAAGUCCAUCGCAGCGACAGCUGCUUCCUCAUCUCACAAGCGGCGCCUCGAAGAACGCGGAGAAUCCACGAAAGACAGACGAGUAAACGUCUUCUGGCAGAGACGCUACGAAGCCCCGGUUGCUGCGCCACGGUUUCUCUUCUUCCGGUCCUACGCCUUUGGAGACAUCCGAGAGGAGGCGUUGGGUUCCCUCGACUCCGCCCUUGAGAAAGAGGAAGAGCUUUGGCCUUUCUUCGCAGAAGGGAAAAGAAACAGAGACGGAAACGAUGCAUUUCUCCGCUCGGUGCCCGCCGCAGUUUUGUGCCAUCGACAGCGGAGCCUGACAGACCUGCACUACGAGGAAGACCUCAGAGGCUGUGGCAUUCAACUCGAGAAACAAGUGAAACGUUCCUUCUAUCGCACGGUUGCUCUCGUCGUUGCAUACGCCACAGGGACAGCCGAUCCCGUUCCAGGUCGCCUUCUUCGUGUGUCGCCUUCCUUCUCGCCGCUCGAGUCUUUUGGGGCCCCAAAUCUCUCCAGAGGCAGCUCGGGCGGUCGGCCUCAGGAGGCGGAGGAGACAAGGGGAGACGCGCAGACGGGGGACCGAAGAAGCACACUGGGUGACGAAACCGCAGAUAGUGUGACUGUUUUCUCCUUCGGCUCCAGUGGAACCGGAGAGAGAAGACAGGGAGGAUUGAGGAGCAGAAGACGAUCUCAGGCCAAGGAUAGAGAAGAAUUUCGAGGAGUGAUCUCAGAGAAGAACCAACAGACGCUGACAGAAAGCGUACACGCAGCAGGUGCAGAACCACAAACAGAGUCGGCUGUCUGUCAGACCUGUUCACUGCCAGAAAGAGCAGAUGUCGUCAGGCACGAACCUGAGUCCAUACGCUGGGGUCACUCUCCUCACCAGCCUUGGCCUUUCAAAUGCUCGGAUGCGGAUGCUUCUUCUGGACGUGGAGAUACCAUUCGCUCUCCUGUUUCUUCCUCGUACUCCCCUCCAACAGGUGAACGUAUCCCUCUAUCUCAUCCUUUCUGGGGACACCCUGACGUCGCGCCUGCUGCCGGAGACGGAGGGUUCUCUUGUGUGCGGUUCUUCCUCAGCUCAGCUUGUUCUUCGUUUGAGAAGGCGAGGACGGGGCUUCGUAUCGAGCCAAGAAAGAGUAGCCGAUUUCCUGAGGAAGCGCAUGCAGUCUGGAGGAGCCCGUACAGCCCCAAGUACGUUCAAGAGAUCGCACGCUCCGUCCUCGGCCUCCUGGCGUGGCGAGAAGAAGACCAAGACGCUCUCCUCGCCUUGGGUCUGGUCGACAGCGCAAUGCAUGCGCUGCUGCCUCAUCGGGCUUCGCUACGACCUUCCCUCGCAUCUCAGGAGGGCGACAUGGAAUUCGAUGAACACCCCGAAAUGUCGGUCGAUUGUGCUGCCGGCACGCUGAGGGAGAGACAACUCUUCGGCGCUCCUCUCGAGGAAGAGAGAGACACAUCCUGUGGGGGGGCCAAGUCCCUUGCGGCAGAGAGGAGAACAACAGGGCAGGUGGAGAACGAUCGCAGAGCUGAACCGGGCGCGUACACGAAGCUUCUACUUGUGGCGACCCUUUGUCUUCGAGCUUCUGUGGGAGGAGGAAACGAGCGCAUGCGCCUUGUUUGUCUGCGCUACUGUGCAGAUCUCCUGCUCAUCUCGCUUAGGGAGCUGCGGAAGGUGACAGAUAAAGAGCCGAAAGCCGAAACAAGUUUUCUUCCCUCGAGUACUCAGUGCGGACAAAAGGAAUCUACGCCAGCGAUUGGAGAAACUAACGAGUGUCCUUCUCUCCAGAGGGAUUGUGCUUCUAUACUUCCUCACACAGAGCGUUCGACGAACUCGAGAGGGAGAGGAGACGAACAAGAAGACAGCGAGACCACGGCCUCAGGCUGCCCCGUGCACUGUGCGAAGAGCUCCGGUAAAACGAGAGGAAGCAAACAGUCUGAACUGUGCUCGCUGAAUACGUUUCAGUGUGCCUCUGAAUGGGAGGCGCAGGCGCAACUGCUCCUCACCCUUCUCCACAUGCUGAUUUCUCGACUCUUCCUUUCUCUCCCCGCCUCAGGCAAAAGGCAGCUCCUCGCCUCUCUCCAUACCCGCACCCUCCGACACUGUAGGGCAGGAGGCGCAUGCAGUCAAAGCGAAAGAGUGUCUCAGGCUGCUAAUUCGACGCUUUCUCUGAUCGGUGGAGAGACGAUAGGAUCCAACACCGUGAGACUGACAAACGCAGGGAGACGAUGGAGCCCCUCAGAGUCUCCCGCUGCGUCUGCGUCGGAUGCCGAUGUAUCGCGUGCGUCUCUGUCUCGCCAGGUGUCCCCGUAUUCUCUCUCUGUCCCCACAAACUUGGGUGAAGAAGGAACUGUCUCCCACGAUCUCCUCGAGGCCCAACGCUUCGUCCUCCACUACCCUGCUGUCUCCUCCGCACUUCAGCUGUGUCUCAGCGUAGGCUCGUUUCGCCUUCAACGCCAGGCGUUGAAUGUUCUGAAAAUUUUGCUGCCUUGCAUGCAACCGGACCACGCGAGUCGCUGCUUCGCCUCUGCCUUUGCGCCGCCGAGUCCGUUCGGGGCCUUUGUCCAUGGGCCGCUGAAGAGAUCCUGGCGCCCAGGAAUUGGACCCCCACGGGCGUGGAGCCCAAGCGCGCCGACCGACAUGCAGGGGCCCCUUGAGGAGACACUUCAGCACCGGUGGCGAACGGAGAGAGACACCGAGAGGAGAGGAGGAACCGGCGAAAGGGUGUCCGAAAACGACAAGGAAAACGAAGGAGAAGACGGAGCAGAAGAAGAAGAUAAAUCAGACAGAGAAGAAGACGCAGAAGAGGAGAGAGCCAUGGAAGACAAAGUUCUGGAGCCUUGGCACCUCAGGUCUCUCUCACGAAGCCACCUCAGACAAGUAUCUAAUUUGCGCCCUUCAGCUGUGGCGGAACAGGCUGCGACCUCGCCGUUUGCCAAUGCAGGGAUUCAUCAUCCACGACAGCAUCUUAUCUCAUCCUCAGGCUUCUCAAAAGACCGAUCGCCAGACAGUGGAAAGGAGGCGUUUCACCGCUGGCGCUUGACAAGCGGUACCAGCACCCGAAGCCAUUGGGGCAGCGAGGUGAGUCUCAGUGCGUUAACGUGGACAUGCAACAGUGUCUCUCCAGGAGAGUGUGGAGUCUGUGGAGAGAACGCCAGCGAGCACACUGCCCUUGAAUUCGUCGCCCUGCUCCUCAGCUUUGUGGGGAACUGUCUCUCCGUCUGUCCUCUCCCCGCCGUCGCCGCAGCGGCCUGGCAAGUCACCCUGCCAGCGAUGCCUGUCUCUUGCCCGGAGACGUCAGGCAAAAGGGAAUUCUCGGAGGAGAGAGAACGAAAAGGAGAAGGAAAGGAGUUGAAACAAGAGGCAGAAGCCCGACGAGCAACGAGCCGCACACUAAGAGAUUUUUCAAAUAAACGCGCAACAGAGCCUCUAGAUCCUGUAGGAGAUGCACUCGCAGAAUUCGGGGUGUUACAGGAGCCGGCAGAAUCAGGAGGUACCCAGAAAAAGCUGCGAAAACCGCCACCGGAACAGAGCUGUCCGUCGUCGCUGUGGGUGGCGCCUCUUGUUCUUCCUGUUGGAGAGAGCCGUGGUGGCUUAGCUCAGCUGGAAGAGCACCUCCGAGUCACUCUGGUACAGCAGCGUGAGCUCGCAGCUCAGGCCUGGGCGGUGUGUGGCAAGGCCGUGUCUCACUCUGGCGGCUCUUCUUCUUCGCCGCUCUUCUCCGCCACUGAGUCGCCGCCUGUCACGCCGUCCACCUCCCUAUCUGACUCUCCGGAAACCUUCCCCUCUUCCACUUCUCAGGGGCCUGGUUCGUCGAACCUUGCGACAGAGAGACAAGCAGCUGACUGUUCAUCUUCCAGACAAGAGGGGAGAGAAGAAAAGUCUGUCACCUCAGGAUCGAACGCGAGCGCAGGAACGAGGGACGAGAGGCCGCGGACAGAGGAGGAAGAAGGCGAUGGAAGCGCGCCUUUGUCUGUCAACGGAGCCUUCCGAGAAGCACCCUCGGCAGCAACUCUGGCCAGCGCUGCUAUGCUUGUGAUUUCCAUUCUGCGUGCUCUCCUCUUGAGCCCGCUAUGGGAACAAGCCGUCCGGGUGCGCUUCCGCGAGUCGCUUAGGCUCGCCUGUCGCCUUGCAGGCAAAACAGGCGGACUGCUGAACGAGUUUGAAAGAAAAACUUGCAACGGCGAGGCAGCCGAAGGUCGUCGGGAGACGACGCCACACACAGGCGACGAUCGAGCAGUGGACUCACGGGAACGCGAGAGUGCAAACGACAGGAAAGAACUGGAUCGGGGGAGUGCCACAGGUCUGGAAACGCAAGGCGUGGAGUCAGGUGUUGAAGUCGACGCCAUGGAAAGAGAGGGAAGAACGCAAGCAGAGAGCGCCCUGUCGGAUGUUCCGUCUGACGAAUCUUUGAGACCCUUCGACUUUCCCCAGACGAUGCUUGACGAGCGAGGCGACUCGGCGAUUCGUGCAGAGACAACGCAGAGACUUUCAAGUCGCCAAGGGGCUCCCGAAAGCUGUCAGGAAACCGCAAAUAUGUCUCAACACCAAAAUCACACCGAGGCGAGCAAAGCACAGAAACACACAACGCAAAUCCGAAGAUCGUUUACUUUCCACGAGACUGCAUUCUGUCGCCGCGGGGAGGACCCAGUUGAUCUCCCUAGUCGCUGGGUGGCGUCUGUUUCCGAAGCCUUAGGGGCGUUGGCGGUCCUGGCCGGCGAGAGCGGAGAGUUCCUUCGUGUUGGCGGUCUCCUUUCCCGAUCUCGAGAAGGAUUGGAGGGCGGUGGAUUCGAAGCAGGCUGCUCGUCGGCCUUCGACUCUGCUGCCGCCUCAAGUCUGACGAGACUGUCUCCGUUCUCCUGCUCAGGAGUUGUGGUUCGCUACGCCCCACAUGAAGGGGACACCCUGGCAUUUCUUCGAGAGGCUGGGGGACAGGACCGGCUUUCGCCAACCGCCCCGAGUUUCUCUCGCGGCCCCUGUGGAUGGGGCAGGCUCUCGAGAACGCCCUCUGAAGUCGCACGCGUUUCGCGCCCUCCACAGUUUGUCCAUCUGCAGUGUCUCGACACCGCGACCUGGCACCUCGCGGGAGGCUCGGCUCCUCAGUUCGCCGAACGACUUCUCGCCGAAGAGGCCGACGAAAGACGUCACUUCACGCGUCGAAGAACCGUUGCUGGGGAGGAGUGGACAGGCGGUUCGCGCGGUGACUCUCAGCCGUCUCUGGAGAUGCCCGAGGACUUUGGGCUUUUCGACUCUGUUCGCGAAGUGCACGAAGAGGGACCUGACCGAAUUGGAGCUUUGCGAAAGCCAGCUGCGUCGGGAGAGAAACGCUUCACAAGAGGCCUCCAGGGAGGUGGCCAAGGCCCGGGAUGGCCUGCAGGAGACCCGGAAGGCUGGCCACGGCGUCGGGGCACUUGGUCUCCAGAAAAAGAGCCUUUUCUCGAAGAGGAAGUCCGCCCAUCGAUGCAAGCAAUUCUCCUCGAGUUGGCGGAGGCCGCCGAGGCUGCGAUGCGGCUAUCCAGGACGGAAGGUCAAACUCACUCGAGUGCUUCAACCUUUUCUCUCCUGCCUCCAGCCCCUUUCUCCUCAGCUGUCUCCUCCAUCCGGCGGCUGUCUCCUGUCCCCCCCGGCUUCGCCCUGGUCUGUCCUCAGGGUCUCCUGAGUCCGGAGGGAGCUGCGGCGCUCCUGCAGCGACAGCUGCGGACCCUCGUCGUGUCAGCGCUUUGCGAGUUGCUGAAAAGCCCCCUAGUCGUUUCCCUUCUCUUUCGAAAGCGGCUGCUUGUCUCGCUGCUCGAGUCUCUCAGCAUGCACGGAGUCUUCCCCACAGGCGCCUCUCCCUCGAGAGACGCGCGCGCGGGUGCGUCCGCGAAGCCUUCGCAAACGCUGCGCGACCUGCAGCGCCGCGUGCUGCGUCUCCGGAGAGUCGCUCGAGACAUGUUGCAGGGGACAGUCGGAGUGGAGACGCGUCUGCUGGUAAAGGCGACACAGGCUCUCGAGUUGGGCGGCAGUCCCUUCCGUCUCCUUCCGGUGCUUCUUCCGACCGCCUGGAGCUCCAAGUGCCCCCACGGGGAAGAGGCCACUCGCGGUGAGAAAGACGACACAGUCGUCACGCUCUCGCUCCGCGCCCCGUUUCGCUUUGCAGGUUCGGACUGGCGCACCCUGUUCAAGAGCCUUCCGGAAAUGGAGACCAAAGGGAGGCAGAGAGCCGACGGAGGACCUUCGGCGUCGGGAAGAGACAGGUGCGAAGGAUGUCUGAGAGUCCAGGAGACGCUGGCGUGGAUGAAACGUUCAGAUCCGAGCGGGACACAAGGGGCGGGGCUCGAUCCCUGGGAGGUGAAUACUUCGUCGAAGGAGGCAGGAGACAAUCUGGGAAAAGAAAAGGAACAGAGUGUCCGACGGGCAGUUGAAAGGACCACAACAAACCAGGAUGUGUGCCAAAAAGGAGUCUCGGCACCGCCAUCCGAGCAUUUACCUUCCACGCGUGGCGUUCGAGAGGGAAGCAAUGUCGCGGCUCUCAACGAAAAUGUCGUUUCGACGGGAGAGGUUCAGAGCCCCGUGAGGCAAGAGAGCGACGACGACCUGGGGCACACGUGGAGUCAAGAUGCUGUGAGGUUUCUUCUGCCUUCGCCGGAUGUGAAUUCGGAUGACGAAACAGACUCAGCUCGCGAGAGAAGUACACCAACACGAAGACGGAAACCAGACGACUCGGGAGGCGGCGUGGUGUGGCGCAGCCUUUCGCCCUCGUUCGCGGGGUGUAUGUACUCUUCGGAAAUCUCCAUCGUCCAAGCAAACCGCGUGAUCCCCAGUUCCUUGCCGGCGUACUAUUUCGAGGUUUCUGUCGAGGCGUUCGCCGCCCUCCAUCCUGCGCCCCACCGUCUUGUUUGCGUCGCGCCUUCGCCUGAAAAUCCCACAGGUGUUCAAGGAGACGCUACGUCCUCGGAAGACGCUCCGAGCCCCUGGUUGCCUGUGCGGCUAUCUCUGCCAGGCUGUCUUCCCUCUGGAUCGCUUCUGAGUCAGAAUGAAGAUGCUGCUGACACCGCUGAUGCCGGGACAGAAGACGGAAAUGGAUACGCCCAUGCCUGCAACGACUUACUUCACUCAGGAUGCUGCUCGGGACUUGCUAUCGGUCUCUUUCGAGAAGGCGUCGAACUCAUAGGAAAACCUGGGUGCCAUGGGAGUUUCGCCUACUGCAGCUGUGGGGUGCUUUUUCAUUCAGCGACCGCUGUGCAGGAGCCGGUGGGCUUCUCUGCCCCCUUCGGCGGGGGUGACACAGUUGGCAUGAGAUGGGAUCUCAAAAGAUCCUCUAUUUCCCUCUUCAAAAAUGGAAGAAGCCUACGUGUGUUUCCUCUUCCUCUUCGUCAAUGUCCAGCCCACAUCGAUCCCUCUAACGCGCUUGCUUCCGCUUCGUUCUCGUCGUCUUCUUCGACUUCCUUCUCUCCGUCUGCUGCCGCUUCUCGACCGCGGUGGGAACUGCGCAUGGACAGGAAAUCGAUUCCUCUUGGCGACAGUCGUGUCUCCGGUCCUUCGCGUUCUUCACCUCUCUCGUUUCCCUCCACACGCUCGUCUGGUGGCACGUCGCCCUCCUCCGAUGAGGCCUUCUUUUUCGGUUCUUCAACUUCGACCCCGUUCUUCGCAGGCAGCAGCCCAGCACAGAUUUCAGCGGCCUCUGCCGCCAGUUGCGUUUUCAGGGAUGACACAGGAAAGGAGGAGUCCGUCGAUCCGAUGAGCAAAGCGUCGUGCAUACUGGAGGGCAGUACCGUCGCGUUUCGUGGAGUUCGCGGGAGAUUCAGAACUGUUCUGUGGGGCUUUGGAUGCUCAGCCUGCAUUGUCAAGGCAAACUUUGGAGCUGCACCCUUUCUGUUUCCGUUUGAACGGAGCUUAGAUGCCGAGGAUAUCCGACAGCUUCCAGCUGGGUCUCUCGCAAUUGCGAGGCCCUGCCACGACUCAAGUGUUCGGUGCCCAGGUCCGCGGGAUACAGCUGAAGAAGAUCGCGGCAGAGACUCGCGCGGGCAUUCUGAAGCAUGGAGGAAACAGAGCUGUCUCCGCAGAUCCCGCGGACUUACAAAGGGAGAAGAUGUGGUUGUAAAAGGAGGCAAAGAACGCUCAGGGCACCAUGGCAGACAGGAUAAAAGCGAAGAUUAUGGAACCAGACCGAGUCGCGGAAAAACGCCGACAGUGCCGACGAACGCCCUGACCACAGGCGCACCAUCGCAUGAACCAUCCGAGACUUGUUCGGCUUCUUUCUCAGCCUCAGUUCCGUCUACGCCUUCGUCGUCGUCGUCGUUCGCUGGUUCCGCCUCCGCGCCUUUCUAUUCGUUCUCGUCUUCAGCUCCACGUGUGCUUCGAGAGGAGGAAUUGCAGAGGCGAAGCGUUGCUGAGAGCUUGCAUGAGAUCAUGGGAGGCGGGGUGUUCCCCCUCUCGUUGUGCGUACAGGCGCUUGAGCGGACAAGCGACGACCUUCAACUGGCAGCCGAGUGGCUGCUGGAGCACGGUCUGGAGGAACUGGAGCAUUUGCAAGAGCAGUUCCUCAGAGAAGCAGAGGCGGAAGAGCUGCAAAAGCAGGUGGACGUGGACGCUGGAGAGGACCGAGGGGGCGAUGCCGCAGGCAGCACGGGCAACCAAGAGGAAGACAAACGUCUACCAGCAUCUGCUGGGGUCUCUGGGAGGCGGCCGAAGGUGUGGAAGGACCUGUCGGGGGAAUCCGGUGAGGCUCAGAUACCCGGCGAAGCAGAAGAAGGACCCCAGAUUGACGAGGAACGAAUCAGAUGCAGAAGAGGAGAUGACAAGGGUGAGAGAGAGAAAGCGAGUAUUGAAGAGGUGCGACAACAGGGAGGAGAGGGGGACUCAAGCGGUAUCGGCAUUCAGCACGAGGGAGACGACAGGAGGGGAUCCGGCAGGCGAGCGAGAGCGAGAGCAAGACAAGAAGAAACAGAGAACGAGGGAUUCUCUGAAUGCGGCGAAGUCCAAGCGGGUGAAGAUGAGAAGUGUCAUGCAUUGGACCUUGUUCGCAAAAGCGAGAAACAACGCUUCUCUGCAAAUCCGGAGCUUGCUCGACGCCUCGAGCAGCUGGCUGUACACUUCGCAAAUCAGCCUUAUGAAUAUAUCAGAUACCUUGCAUGCCUGUGUUCCUCCUCUUCCCCAUUUAUCCGCCCGACGCUCCAGGAAGUCAGCUACGGCCUCUUCCCCCCUGUUUCCGAGAGGAGGCCUUCCUCCGCUUCUCGUGGUGCUUGUCUCCCCCAAGCGCCCUUCGCAUCUUCGUCUUGGUCUCCUGCAGCCGUCCACCCUUUGUUUUCUUUGUCUGAAACUCCCGAAGACGAAGCCUCCCGGGCGUUACUCGCUAACGCCUUUUGGUUUGACGACAUGCUCGCGCGCGCCUUUUACAAAGGCAGAUGGAGUCUCCUCGUCGGCUCCCCAUCGGGGCCAGGCCAGGCGCCUUCAGGUCUACACACACCUGGUGCAGUUCUCCCUCCUGGACCUCACCUGGGACUGUGGUGUGUGGGACGCGAUGCCUCUGGGGCCGCCGAUGCCUCUGCUGGUGCGGCCGCUCGUGGCGGCUCUCGCGUUUUGAGUCUCGCCGCCUCUGCAUCUGCGUCAGGGCGACGGGACGCAAGAGGCGCUCUGUCCUUCAGUCCGCCGACCACUCCACCGUCGGGACCAGCGAACAGACAGUCGCGGACCGGCGGAUGCGUCCUGCCAGUCUCAGCGGAGGAUAUCCACCUCGGCAUGCUCCUGCAAAUUCAUCCGGACGCUGCCAGCGUCGCCAGCGACUUCGCGUUGCUAGUCAGAAGGCUCCAAGAGGGAGACCAGGGUGAGCUGCAUGCGCGAGAAGGCGACGAUGUGGAGAAGUCUGUCGGAGGCUCAGCGACGCACAGACGGCGCCGCCCAAGUGCAGCCGGCGGCUGCGAGGCAGCGCAGGUGGAAUGCCUUUUGGGUGUCAAGCGUCACGGAUCCGAAGAAGAAGCGAAGUGGGGAUCGAACCUUCCGCCUGUUCUCAGCGCCCUCACUCCAGAGGCGAUUCUCCCCUUCGCUGGCAGAUGCGGAACCGUCUGGGAAAUCGAGUGGAUGGAGGUUGAAGGGGAAGCGGCCGGGGAGAUGGACGGACACUCCGGGACGGAAGGCAUGACGAAGCAGCGUGAGGGGAACCCGUUCACCGGCAGUACAGGCAGGGACCAGGCGUUCAUAGAUUCGAAAUGUGAAUCGAACGAGGUUCGACGCUCGCAGAUUCCCAUUCACCCCGCGCCUGCGUUGCUCCCGGAAAGCAAUGUCGAGUCCGCAUCGGAGCCCGCCACCGUCUGCCCUGCAGGCGCAACCGACGCAGCUCAAAGGACUGUCUGUGAGGCAUCACCAAUGCGUUGCUCUCUGUCACGGUGUUGCGCGAGUUCCUGUUCUCCUUCUGUCUGUCGAGAUGCCGCCCCAGAACGAGGAUUCUCCGUCGCCUGGCCGACUCGUUUUGCCGCUCCGCGGGCGCUGCUGCCCCUUGAGCAAGAUGUCGAAAUCGCGUUGAAACGCAGACGGCGACAAGGACAAGAGACACCUGUCGAAGGGCACUCGAGGUCAAGGCGGACGCCGGAGGCUCGCCUGGACCCGCAUCAAGACGAAAUUGCGUCCGCAGGGGUCCUCACAGUGGUCUUGGAGAUCUGGGACGAAGAGAAUCUUUGGCAGGCUCGUCGCCGACUCGUGCGAGUGCCUCUGUCGAGAUGUUGUCGCCCGUGCUCCUCCUCACAAGAGCCGUGGGGCGAAGAACCAAUUGAAGAGCUUCUCGGCGUCACCCCUCAGGAGUUGAUCGCAUGCAACGGGACGGCUGCAUGGACUUCGGAUCUUCUAGCGAAGGUGCUGGCGCUCUUGAGGGAAGCCGAGGAAGCCGUGGCGACGCUCCAAAUGCGCCACACGGUUCUGCGGCUGCUGCAGAGUGCCGAGGUGCAGCAACUCUCCUGCAAAAACCUUCCGUCUCUCGAUCGCUUCUUCUCGCUGGUAAAACUCUCGUUCUGCGAGCUCGGACUCCCCCUAUCGCCUGCGCCAGGAGCUGUCUCCACCGCAUCGCUCCUCGGAGCCGCGCUUCGGGCGUGGAGACAGGCAGUCUCUCCUUUCGCCCUUCCGGUCUCCUCGCCUUUCUUCUUCGAGGAGGGGGCAGUGGCUGCUUCUAGGGAGACGAGAGCAGGUCGCGAAGAAAGCGAAGGCGGGAAGGGAGCUGUGCUCCUUGAGACCUCGCGCUCGGGGACAGCAUGCCCAGUACAGAGGACCUGGCCAAUGACUUCACCUUCGUCAACCGUCUCCCCAACCCCGGGCCCACCCCAGAACACUGAAAGGUCUUCGCGUUCCCCUCUGUCAAGGUUCCUCGAGUUUUUCUCCAGCUCUGACUUCACUGCUUCUCUCGGAUUUGUGUCUCAGUUCACUCGCAGUCCGAACUGCCCCAACGGCUCUUCGCCACCCUCUACCUCCCCUCCCCUUCCUUUGUUACGGACGUCCCUGAAGCCGCUUCUGAAUGCGUCGCUGUCUCCGACUCUGCAGCACCUCCCCGAGUCGCAUACCAGACUCUUGUUGAGCUUGCUGCAACUUCUGUCGCGUUUCCUGCUGCAUCCGAACCCCUCGUCGGAGUCGUUGUUGCUUCGAAACAUUGCGCAAGAGGCGCAGGAACACCUUACAGCUUCCCUCGCUUUCCGUCUGCCCACGACGAUUGUGGACUCCCCGCACCCGCUAGGAAGCGCCGGGCUCUUCACCGCGCAGAUGUCUGCGUCUCUGGGGAAGCUCGAACUGGUGCAUGCCGUCUCGCUCGGACCUUCUGCGUGCAAGAAGCUGAUUGCCAUCUUCGACCCGAGGUCCGACAUUGGCGACAGCGAGAACAGCAAGGUUAUGUCUACGCUUGCGAUUUAUCGGGACGAAAGCUUAGAUCAAGAAAUCUUCUCUUCUCGGUCAGACGACGCAGGCACAAGGCACCCGGGGGGCGGCAAGCCUCUCGCCGGACGAAUUCUGGUUCUGGAUGCCCCUAAAGUCUGGGUCAAGUUCACUGCUUCCUCUUCCUCUUUCUCUUCUUCCUCAGCAUCUGCAUUUGUGGCGGAGAAGUGGGGGUAUCGCAUUCUCUUCCUUCCACUAGUGCACUCGUUGUCAGAUGAGAACGCGAUCCAGAGACAGAGUCCUCAGCUCGCUUCAGAGCUGUCUCUUUUGACGGCUCUUGCAGCCUCGCCAGCAGAACAGACAACCCUCCUUCCUCCUCUUUUAGAGACACUCCUGUACCACUGUUUCUCCCCCACGACUUUGCGAAGCGCGGCUUCGUUGUUCGGGGAGCUUCUAGAAGCGCUUCACCCUUUCCCGAUCUUGCCCUCCUCCUUCUCUCCCCUGGCGCCGCAGUUCCCCGUGCACCCAAUCGACCGGGAGGCCUCGCGUCUCCAACGACGACUUUUCGCCUCUCGCUCCCAACUCUCUCAGAGAGGCAACGCCGGAGAAGCAAGGCCCAGCAGGGCGGAGAAGCAGACGCGGACUGGAGGCUGGAGAUCGGCAGCAGACGAGGUUGAUGCCGAGCUCGAAGAAACGUCUGGGGACCGAGGAAACCCAGAGGAAACAGGCGUUGUGCGUUUGCAGCCAAGAACGACGCAGCUGUUGGCGACCUUAGGUGGACGCGACGAGACCUCUGGCGACGUUCGUCAACGCGCGAAUCUUCCCUCUUUCCUUCCGACAGAGCGACGCGAAUCCCUUGCUCUUUCGCACCCCACGACGUCGGCUUCGCCGCAGCUGUCUGGACUGCCUCUGCCUUCUUCUUUGCGGCCGCCGCUCCUGUCUCCUCUGUGCGUCUCUCUUCUUCUCGCUCUCCGACUUGAAGCCUGCAGUCUGUUCACCCGCCAUUUCUGCCCCAUGGAGUGGUCGACAGCUGGAGGCUUGACGGGCAGCAGCAAACUCAUUUCUGGAAUGACGCUUUUGGCAGCUGCAGGCCGAGGAGGAGCAGCCGAUGCAUCCACAGGGAGAGGCGCCGCCUCUCAGGCUUCUUCGUCCCUUUCGCUUUCCCCUGCUUCCUCGCUUUCGUCGUCCACCGCGUCAGCGUUUCCCCCGGGGCAUGGAGAACUUUCGAACGCCAGCACGGCGUCUCCCCGUUCGUCGCCUUCGGCGGCUGCUUCGCCGCCUACCGCGGCCUCCUCCGGUACCCCUCUGUGGCGCCCAGAGUGCCAGCGCGAGGCCAUGCGUACCAUCGUCGACCUCCUGUGCGUCGCCCACGAUUUUGUCUUCGUCCACGCGCUGGUGGCGAGGCAGGCGCGGCGCUCGCAGGUCCGAGAAAAACAGGAAAACGAGGCACAAAGGGAACAGGGACGGACACACGGGGCAGCAGAGGCUCAUGAGGGUGUAGAAGGAAUCGGUGGCAGAACGGAGGAGCAGGCAGGUCCAGGUGGAGUCGUGGACCACCCGGAAGAAAGGCUGGCACAAGUGGAUACAAACAGAGGGAGUUCAGGAGAAAGAAACAGAAAAGGUAACGACGAGCUCGAUGACGGCACAGUGACUGGGUCGCGAGUUGAGGAAGUGGUGUCGACCUCAGGAGAAGCAGACGACGAGACGGACGGAUCCUUUCCACCAGUUUGUACCUUUGACUAUUUCGACUCAUUUGCUUCUGGCGCUCAAAAGCACGUGAAGGAUAACCUCAACGGGCAAGAGUUUAAACUCACAUCCGAGACAGGUUUCUCCGAUACGUCGCGAGACCCGCCUUCGGUGCUGCCUCCUUUCCUUGACAAGGUUCACCAAGGACCUUCACAGCGAUUGCUGUCGACGCUUCGAGGGCUUCUCUCUCCUUCUCUCUUCGCGUUAGUCGCCUCGUUCUCCGUUCCUCUUCUACCGGCGCGACCUGUCUCUGCCGUAUGUCGUCGCGGUUUUUGUGUGUCUUCCGGCCCCCUUUGGCUUUUGCCUUUUUGUCUAGGAGAUCCGGCAGACUCUCGAGACUGUCAGACAGGUUCUCCCGCCUCUGCGAGUGCCACGAAGCAGGCCGUCUCUCCGCGUUGUUCUCCCUCGUCUGCGAGGGGUCGCGCAUCUCCAUCUGAGCUCUUAGUGGCUUUUCAGAGAUCCCUUACGUUUGACGGGAACGCUGCUUUCCCUCCAGCUCUCGGCUUGCCUCCAUGGACGCAGGAACGUGAACGGUUCCGCCAGUCAGAGGCGGUCGCUUGUCAGGAUGCCUCGCUGUCUGCGCUUUCCUCUUCCCCAUCGACUUCUUCUCCCUGCGCCACGGCUUGCCUAAGGGUACCUGCUGCUGGUCAGGCUUCCCAACCAGAAGAAGGACCGCUUUCAGAGAAUCUCUCGUCAGCGUCGCUGCCCGCUCCGGCUCCUCGUUCGUCAUCAAGCGACCUCUGUUCUCCGCCACAUCCCGACAUCCCAUUCCCCCGUACGCCAACUUCUCUGGCGGUUUCCCUUCCCUUUCUCGUCAACCUCUGUCGGGUGGAGAUGCAGGUCGACCGAGCCUGUCUAGGUCCUGUCGACAUCACCUUUGUGAUUCAAGGCGUCGUCUCGCUGAUGGGCGACGUCUGCCUCCAACUGCCCGGCAGCCGCGCGCUGUGGCUACCUUUGUUGCGACGCGGCUACAGGGCGCAAGCUCGGAAGUUCACACGGAGCUUCAGCGAAAGAGACGAAGGCGGCGGGGAGACAGAGACAGCGGAGACACGCCACGAGAGGCAGGCACAGGACCCGCACUCUGCCCGGAGACAACAGGAAGGACCGACAGAUGGAAAGAGAGUGGUGAGCGAUUGGAAAUUGCUGUCCCGAGAGUUAACAAAAGCGGAGGAGUCGACGGGCAGGUUGUCGGCGAUUCUAGGAAGCAGAUUUAGUCUCGCCUACCGCGUGAUUCGCUCGUGUACUGGGGAAGAACUGGGAGCCGAAUUCGUCGAGUUCUCGCCAGGAGCGAAAGUCUUUGUCUCCGCGUUUCCACCCUUCUGGCUGUCAAGAGUCUUCACGGUUUGGGAUGUCAUGAGGCUCUUUUCCCUCUCCAGGCUAGCGGCCUUGGACGGGGAAAGGCAGCACUCGAAGAAACGAGAAGGGCAAGAAAACACGGAGGGGCGGACGUUCAUGAAGCAGCGAAAGACGCCGGCGAACAAGAAGGGGAAGGCGCGUCGGGAAGGCCAGAGGAAGGAGGAAAAGACGCACGUGGAGGAGACGAGAGACAGCAGACGCGAGCAGAAGGAAGAGCGAGCGCAGAACGCGGAGGAAGAAAAUGAGUCGAAGGAGGAGCAGGAGAACGACUCGAGGGAAGAAAAGAAGUGCAUGGAGAAGACGAGAGAGACGCUGGGACACAGAUUGAGCGAAAGCCUGCAAGGAAGUCGCGAGGUCAGGUGCGAUGCACACUCAGACAACCCCAAAACUUCAGCAAAGACAGAGGACGGAGGCGAACCUUUGAAGACCCUCGAUUUUUCGUCGGACAGAGAGACGCCGAGAGGGACGACGCCAGGGGAAGACAAAAGCGCAUCAUCAGCAAAGAGCGGGAGCCUAGCCACGACCGCUGGUGGGAAAGGCCCUGAAUCAAAGCGUGAAGCGGACGCAGCCACUGGGCGCAACACACGUCGGCUGGAGUCCGAACGAGAAGCCAAAGAUGGACGUUUGAGGGAAGAACCAACGAGAGAGUCCCAGGCAGAGCAGGAGGAGCCUCGGGAGGGAAAGAGGAGCGAAGAGACUGCGGAGCCCACUGCAGGCCGAUCACAUGUGCGUGAGACGUUUCCGAGACGAAUCGAGGCGAGCCAAAUGGAGGCGAGACGACUGGAGGAUGCGACGGAGACUUUCGACUUUGGCCAAGACUCGCCGGGCUUGGCAGCAGACAUUAUGGAAGACAUGUUCCAAUUUCUCUCGGUUGUGCCUCUCCACUCCUCGCGCUUGAGCGGUUCAUCUGUGACGCAUUGCCAGGGCGACGCACUCCGCAGUCGCGGUCCAGCCGCAGAGCGCAUGAGACUUUCUUAUUCGACGCAAGACGAAAAGCACGCCACACACAGACAAGGACCGUCAGCGGAUUCGGCUCCGUCUCUCGGGGGCUCGUCUCGCAUGUCCGUUGCGUCUGCCGCGAAGUCCGCAGAUUCCGCGUCUGCCGGUUUAGACCGGAGCCUCAAGGGCGUUCGAGAGCUGCUCCUCAGAAGCGUCGUGGAGGCAGCCAUUCGCACUCACUACUGGCCUGUGUUCCCAGGUCGAGUGGAGCUCUGUGCGUCUUCUAUGACGGUUGUCAACCACGCCGGAGAUCUCCCCUGCGGAGGCUCCAGAAGAAUAAAAACGAGAUGCGCCGCAACACAAGGCAGCGACGACGGGGUCUCCUUCGGUGAGCACGGAGCGGCGGCUGGCCAGAGGCUGGCACCAUCGCUGGUGUCGAGUCCUGACGUCCAAGGUGGAGACUCGACCGAAAGACCAAGCGAGCAGGCAAGUCGUGGCAGGGUGCACGCGCAUCCCAGGCAACCUCAGAUUAAGAAAAAACGAAAAAUGCAGAGGACAGAAACACGAGAAAAACGACGUUAA